This is a messenger RNA of Macrosiphum euphorbiae (potato aphid), 450 nucleotides long. Lineage: Eukaryota; Metazoa; Arthropoda; Insecta; Hemiptera; Aphididae. The record is from the annotation of a GenBank genome assembly.
AUGUCCCCGCCAACUAUUAGGUCGUCUCAAGGAAAUACAGCCAGCCAGACACAAGGGCCUCAAUAUGCUAAAGUAUUUGUUCAACGAGACUAUUCGGAUGGCACAACUGUAAAAUUUAUGACAAGUUUCCCACAAGGACUUGAAAACAAAAUCGAGCGAACAGUUUUUGAAUAUACAAUCAAUCAGUUGAAUACAUAUUUUGCUGAAGCUGAAAAGGCAUCAUGUAAGACCUAUUGUGAAGGCUGUUUUGCAUGUUUCACUGUGUACACAAUGUUUUUGUGUGCAGAUACACAUUAUGAAAAAUGUUUACGCAAAGUUGGAAAAUUUAUAGUUGAACAGAAUGAAAUGGUCUAUUUACCAAGAGGUUUGCUGCUUACCAAUCCUGCUGAACGAGGGUUAAGAAUUAUUGAAAUCACUAUGCUAGAUCAACCUAUAGUGGCCAGAACAUGA